Molecule: messenger RNA, 1770 nt
Organism: Lithohypha guttulata
Lineage: Eukaryota; Fungi; Ascomycota; Eurotiomycetes; Chaetothyriales; Trichomeriaceae
Exons: 2
Coding region: 1-1770 (589 amino acids)
Source: RefSeq, a predicted model, not a curated record
AUGUCUCGACGUUUAAACCCAAGCGCCCGUGGCAGGGCGUCCCAACCAACAGGUGGACGUGGACCCCAACUGAGGUUGACUUUCGGUGGAAAGUCAGGCCAAAAGAAUGGCGCUAGAGAGACCACAACACUCGGAAGGAAGAUCACAAAGAGAAAGGUCGUGAGAUAUAGCGACGCUAAUUCGACUAGUAGUGGUGGUGAUCCGACAGAUAGCGCAGACAGCACCGAUGAAGAUUCUGAGGAGGCAGACGACGAGUCCGAGGAUCCGGAUGUAGAUGUCCCAUCUCGUUACACUCCCUUACGUGGCGGGAUGGGCCCUCCUCUUAUGGAGAAUGACAGCAUUCUGGAUAACGGUGAGUGGGCUGGCUUUCCUGAACCUGAACUUGAACUUCCUGGUCUCCAAGACGUCCAGGUUGGCUUGUUUGACGUCGAUGAUUUCGAGAAAAAUCUCUUCAAUUCUGAUGAUGACCAAGUAUAUGAGCGUGUGCACGAGGUCAGUGACUCUGACAAUGAUGAUGACGAAGCUGUUCAGCGAGCUGAGACUGAGCUUCUCACCGCUGAGUUCGGAGAUGAUCUAACGUCUCAUUUUGCCAACCAAAUUGACGGCAUGUCCGCCUACGGAUUUGGUGAUGCUAGUGAUGAAGAGGGAAGUGUCUUCUUCCCCUUCUCCAGUGGAGAUGAAGCAAAUGAUUCCCAAACUCGCCAUGUGCAUUUCGAAGAACAAGAUCCACUAGGCAUGGCAGCUGCAUUUGCCGCACUGGCUGACUCGCCCACAAUGACCCGUGCUUUGCUGCCCUCUGCACUUCCAGACACGAAUGAUGAGGCUUUAGACGAAGAAGAGGCAGUUCAGGAUAACGAUUAUGAUACCGACGCUACAGAAGAGCUUGAGGAACCUGCCAAACAAUGGAAGUGUGCCGUCAGCUCGCAGAAGAGCAGUAAUGAGGAUAUAUCACCACCUCCACUUCUCCCAAAACGUACUUCAAUUCAACGAGGUCCAGUUCGAGGCGUCUUCGAGGACAACGGUGACAAGGUGACUGCUGUCCUGGAUCCAACUGGGCGAAAGCUGCUUCUGUCAGAUCCGCAUUUAUUAGGUGGUGUCUUUGCUCGUCGGUUCGGUCCAUCUGUGCCAGCUAGUCCAAGUGUCAGCUUCUCAGACGCUGUUUUUGGUGAAAGCGACUCUUCUCAAGCAUCGGCUAGUCCCCGACCUCAAUCAGCACAGCUUGCCAAUUUUGAUCACUUAUUGGCUGGACCAGCUGCCGACACUCAGGUGUUCGACAACCGACAAGCUACUGGGAAUCUCAUGCCUGCCAGCAGCAGUUUCCUGAAUGAAUUGGUCGACGGAGACAUCUUCGACGGUGAAAGCUUUGACCCUGAAGCCACUCUCCGUAUCGAGGAUAUGAUUGCAUUCGACGGUGAUACCGACGAUGACGAAACAAUGGACUCACCUAUUGUUCCCAAUCCUUUCAACGCCCAUAGCUUAUCAGCACCUGGUACUCCUCUAGCACACCUCAACCAUUUCAAUGUCACAGCCUUCAAACGGAACUCCGAAGCCGUUAGCUUUGGCUCUUCACCCGCCCCAAUGAGAAAAAAGAUCCUCUCACCCCUCAAGCGAAAGAGAAGAUCCACUAGAAACGACUCACCCUACAAUCACUCCCAUUACGACGGCGUUACUCCUGUCCAGCGAAUUUCAGCCCUAGCCCACGAGCACGAGCUCUCGAGCUCACCUGCACCCACAUCCAGAAUGCACAAGCGCCGCAAGACGAUCUUGUGA